AUGGAUGAAAGGUCACAUUUAUUAGGUGACAUAAAUGUUGAAGAAAGUAAUCUUAGAGAUAAUAUCGAAAAUGUUAGAGAAAAUAGAGAGAGUGCUUCACCAAAUAGCACAUACGAUAACUACAAUAGUGUACCGAUGUCAUCUUCUGUCAGUCCACUAGAUGAUUCCAUUGAAACCGUAAUAGCAACUGAAUUACAAUAUACUUAUUGGUUUAUGAAAAAAAGACAAUGGUCAAGAUUACAAAGAGGUACUUUUACAAAUGAAAAAAGAGGUUUUUCAAUUCUGUGGUUUGCUUUCUUUUUGGCUGCUUAUGGUGCAUAUCUAUUCUUACAGAUUUAUCAUUUCCAACGUACUGAUCGUAACUGCUUCCGUGCACCCACCACCUGUAUCUACGAGGGUCCGUUGGUCGACGGUCGUCCUCACGGCAUCGGUACGUGGAUGGAUACCAGUUAUCAGGGUGAGUUGCUCUCUGGUUACUGGGAGGAUGGUAUCCCGAUUGGACCGUUCGAAUCGAUGGAGAACGACACUCGUUCGCUACUCGUCAACUUGCGUAUCGUCUACGGAACGAACGGUGGUGGUAAGAGUUGGCUCGAUCGUGUACCACUACACACCGGUGUUGCUGCAGUCGAGUGUUGUGUCUCUGGUAACUUCUUCAAGGGUUAUCCAAAGGUUAGCAUGAUUAAAGGUCCUGACUUAUGUUCAUGCAAGAAGUGUUCAUGUAUUAAAAAAUUAUUUGAAAAUAGAAGUUAUAAACAUAGUGAUGAUGAUAAAACUUUGACCUCAAUUGUUGUAUCAGUAGAUAGAAAGAUGGAUACUUUAUUAGUAUCAGGUCAUAAAUCAAAGCUUUUGAAACAAGGAAAGGUUGAAAUCGAAUUAAUAUCAAAGGAUAAAAAGAGUUUAGUUUUAGAUAAUAAUUGGAUUUCCAGUCAAACUAGUGAAGUAUUCGCUCAAUUCCUUGCACUUGGACAUUUCCCUAAUCAUAUUAAACCAUUUGUUUUCAAUUGGCCAUCUUCUACCAGUUCAUUGUUGUAUUGGUGCGCACAUUCGAUUGCCUCUGACAAUGACAAUCACAGAGAUCUUCAAAAGUUUAUCGAGAGUCUUGGUAAUGCUGGAAUUAGAAAUCUUCAUAUCAUGUGUCACAGUAUGGGUACAAGAUUCUUGCUGCGUUCAUUCUCUAAAGUAAAGAAAGCAUUUGGAAAGAGAAUGGUACUCAGUCCAAACGUUAGUUUCAACAACAUUCCAAACGUGCCAGAGCAACAACAACGUCAACACGAAUCGAAAAUCAGUUUAACCAACUUGAUCUUCUUGAACCCAGAUUAUGAAAUAGAAACUUUCAAGAAUGAUUAUGAUGAACUUAGAAAUUAUUGUCCAAGAAUUACAGUUUAUGCAGAUCAUAGAGAUAUGGCAAUUAAAAUGGCAUUCAAAAUGUUACAGAAACAAAAUCUUGGUAAUAAUAUUAAUCCAAUCAGUGAUGACUAUGGUAGAUCUUUGGAUGUAGAUAUUAUCGAUACUGGUGAUUUAGAUUCAAACAUGUCAGAGAGACAUCAUUCUUUCUUUAAUAUCAAUAGAUUGAUGGUUGACGAUCUACAUGAUCUCAUUGUCACUGGAAAGAGAGCCGAAGAAAGAACAUCAAGGCUUAAAAAAGUCAACGAUGUUUAUAGAUUCUCAAUUCUUCCUUCAUCUGUAGUAGUAGUUUAA
Molecule: messenger RNA, 1698 nt
Organism: Heterostelium album PN500
Lineage: Eukaryota; Evosea; Eumycetozoa; Acytosteliales; Acytosteliaceae
Exons: 8
Coding region: 1-1698 (565 amino acids)
Source: RefSeq, a predicted model, not a curated record